Messenger RNA from Manihot esculenta (cassava), 2871 nucleotides. Its product is annotated as probable linoleate 9S-lipoxygenase 5. Gene Ontology annotation, biological process: lipid oxidation. Gene Ontology annotation, molecular function: oxidoreductase activity, acting on single donors with incorporation of molecular oxygen, incorporation of two atoms of oxygen; protein binding; metal ion binding. Bases 223 to 2769 code for a protein of 848 amino acids. The transcript is spliced from 9 exons. NCBI's taxonomy places the organism in Eukaryota, Viridiplantae, Streptophyta, Magnoliopsida, Malpighiales, Euphorbiaceae. The record is from RefSeq and is a predicted model, not a curated record.
AGACAUUAGCUUUCAAAUAUAACUAAAUCAAUAAGGACAAAGACUUUAGGCGAAGUCUUUCUGUUUAGAUUUAUAAAAUUGAUUAAUGAUUUUCCUGGAAGACAAACAACUGCAUGUGAGUAGAACUUUCCAUGGAGAUGCAUCUUCACUCCUACAAGAAGCAUAAAUCUGAUUCCAAUCUCUGUAACAAAUCAAACCCUUGUUUCUGAAGCAAAAAAAGAAAUGUCUGAAAACAUCAUUCCAGUGAUUACAGGAGAAAAUGGCAGAAAGAAAUUGAAAUGUGAGAUUAGCCACAGCAGCAAAAUUCAAGGCACUGCUAUUCUUCAGACCAAGAAGAAUGUUUUGAACUCUCUUCAUGAACUCUUUGAUAAACUGACGGGUAAAAAAGUUUUCCUGCAGCUCAUUAGUGCCUUUAAUGGCCAUCCUGAAGAUGGGCUUAGAGGGAAAACAGGGCGUCCUGCAUACUUGGAGAAGUGCAAUACUACUCUACCUGCGGCUCCACUUCAAGAAGGCGAAGUCCAAUUCCAGAUUAGCUUUGAUUGGGAAGAGGAAAUUGGAGUUCCAGGAGCAUUUACUAUAAGAAAUGAUCAUCAUGGUGAAUUCUUCCUUAAGUCUCUCACACUUGAACAUGUUCCUGGUCAUGGUUCCAUCCACUUUGAUUGCCACUCAUGGGUUUAUCCUGCCAAAUUUUACCAGAAAGAUCGUGUCUUCUUCUCUAACAAGACAUACCUUCCUUAUAAUACUCCAGUGCCACUGCGAAAGUACAGAGAAGAAGAGCUGGAGAAUUUAAGAGGAGAUGGAAAAGGAGAGCUCCACGAAGCUGACAGGAUUUAUGACUAUGCUUAUUACAAUGACCUUGGAGAUCACAAACAUGUCCGUCCAGUUCUUGGAGGGUGUCUCGAUCGCCCUUAUCCUCGCAGAGUGAGAACAGGCCGGGGACCUGUGGAUUCAGAUCCUCGUAAUGAGAGCAGGCUGCCUCUUCUUAAGAGCUUAAGCAUUUAUGUGCCAAGGGAUGAGCGAUUUAGUCUCUCCAAGAAUGAAGACUUCCUUCUUAACUCAUUCAAAGCUUUAACUCAAUUGAGUGGACCUGAGCUAAAAUCUCUAUUUGAUAAAGAGUUUUACUCCUUCAAAGAUGUGUUAACUCUUUAUACAGAAGGAAUCAAGCUACCUGAUGGCCCUUUGCACGCUAGCCUGGAGAUGAUUAACAUGAUAUUUGGAAGUGGCAGGAAAUUUCCUUCGCCUCAAGUGAUUCAAGCUGAUGAGUCUGCAUGGAGUUCUGAUGAGGAAUUUGCCAGAGAACUGCUAGCUGGUGUAAAUCCUGUUAGCAUUUGCCGUCUUGAGGAAUUUCCUCCAAAAAGCAAGCUAAACCAUGAACGAUUUGGUGAUCAGAACAGUUCAAUAACAAAAGAGCAUAUAGAGAAUAAAUUACAUGGAAUGAUUAUAGAAGAGGCAAUAGAGAAGAACAAGUUAUUCAUAUUGGAUUACCAUGAUGUGCUGAUGCCAUUUUUGAGGCUGAUUAAUGAAACUUCCACAAAGGUUUAUGCAACAAGAACACUCCUUUUCUUGAAAGAAGAUGGAACCCUGAAGCCACUUGCAAUUGAAUUAAGUUUGCCUCAUCCUGGGGGAGAUCAAUUUGGAGCAGUAAGCAAUGUAUACACCCCUGCUGAACAUGGAAUUGAAGGCUCCAUCUGGAAACUGGCUAAAGCUUAUGUGGCUAUAAAUGACUCAGGAUUUCAUCAGCUGAUUAGUCACUGGUUGAGAACACAUGCAGUGAUUGAACCAUUUGUGAUUGCAACAAAUAGGCAGCUAAGUGUGCUGCAUCCAGUUUAUAAGCUUUUGCAUCCUCAUUUCCGCGACACGCUGUAUAUAAAUGCACUAGCUAGGCAGGUACUCAUUAAUGCUGAAGGAGUGUUGGAGGCUACUGUUUUUCCUGGAAAAUAUUCCAUGGAGAUGUCUUCUGCAGUUUACAAAGACUGGAUUUUCACCGAUCAAGCACUGCCUGAAGAUCUGAAGAAGAGAGGAAUGGCGGUUGAGGAUGAGAAUUCACCAAAUGGUCUUCGCCUGAUGAUAGAAGACUACCCGUUUGCUGUUGAUGGGCUUGAGAUAUGGUCAGCAAUCAAGAAAUGGGUUAAACAAUAUUCUUCCUUUUAUUACAAGACAAAUGACAUGGUUAGACAGGAUUCUGAACUCCAAUCCUGGUGGAAAGAAAUCCAAGAGAAGGGUCAUGGUGACAAGAAAGAUGAACUAUGGUGGCCCAGGAUGCAAACUUGUGAAGAACUAAUAGAGAUAUGCACUAUCAUCAUAUGGAUAGCUUCUGCUCUUCAUGCAGCUAUCAACUUCGGACAAUAUCCUUACGGCGGUUACCUCCCUAACCGGCCCACCAUAAGUCGCAGGUUGAUGCCUGAAAAAGGUUCUGCUGAUUUCAAGGAGCUUGAGUCCAAUUUUGAAGAGGCUUUCUUCAAAACUGUCACUGCCAAGCCACUGGCACUUCUUGGCAUUUCUCUGGUAGAAAUUCUGUCAAUGCAUUCAGCAGAUGAGGAAUAUCUUGGGCAGAGAACACCAGGAUGGACUUCAGAUGCAGAACCACUGCAAGCUUUUAAGAAAUUUCAGGAGACGCUGGAAGGAAUUGGGGACAGAAUCUUGGACAGGAACAGAGAUACAAGAUUAAAGAACCGUAGUGGACCUGUCAAUGUGCCAUACACCCUGCUCUUUCCAGCAAGCGAAGAAGGACUUACAGGGAAAGGCAUCCCCAACAGUAUCUCUAUUUAAAAUUACUCUGCAAGGAUUCUUGUUUGUAUUUUUGCUCGUUUAGAUGUUCUUCACUAUGCCGAUGAAUAAUGAGAACGAAUCAAUUAGUCGUCUUUUUUCUUA